AUGAGAAAGUCUGCAGCACCAAGCCGCCUUAGUCAACCGCUGGAUUAUUUAUCACAGAAUAUAAAUCCACGAAAGACAUCUGAAUGCAAACCAACUUCACAUUCGCCUCCAAGUCUCCAGAUUCCAGUCAUACCUAAGCAUACUGAUUUGCCACUAGAUUUCAAGCGUUAUAUGUAUUUUGAAGCUGUUUAUGCUAAAGCUUCAACUAAAAAGCACAAAAAGUGGGAAGGUGACGGCUUUGUCGAAGUUGAUGGACGAACUAUGAAACUCAUAACUGAGGAGCUAAAAGUAAUCGCAUCAACUUCCAGCCAUAAAUUAGCAUUUUUAAAUGAUAUUGAUACUGGCUCAAUUGUUCAUAUUGGUUCCUAUGAGGCAGAACUUAUUUCACGCAUAGAAAAACCUCAAUUAAAUAGCGCUAAUUCCAAAUCGAAGGAGGUUACAAAAACGUCAUUUGCGUCAGAAGAAUAUCCGACUAAUAAAACAACUACGAAGUCUUCCCUCUGUUUACCCAAGCCUUCUGCUAUAUCAACUCAUGAUGUAUCCAAUGAUUCUUUGAACCCGUUAAUUAUGCCUAAACCUCCGGCUGAUUGCAUUUGGUUUCAAAAUCCUGACAGCCUACCCAUUGUAGAUGUAAUUCUAGAAUCGAAAUUCGCUUCACGCUUACAAUCUCAUCAACGUGAAGGUGUUAUUUUCUUAUAUAAAUGCCUAAUGGGUUUUCAGCCGUAUGUCGCUGUGAAUGAAUCUAUCUCAAGAAAUGUUUAUGGUUGUAUUUUAGCGGAUGAAAUGGGUCUUGGUAAAACUGUCCAAGCUAUUGCUACUAUAUGGUUAUUAAUUAACAAGGACCUUAUGGAGAACUGGUCAAAAGAAUUUACUAAAUGGUUAGGUCGUGAACGAUUACCUAUAUAUUGUGUUGAUCAAACUCAUUCCAUUAAGAAUUAUUUAACAACUAAAAACCCACCUCAGAUUAUUCUCAUGUCCUAUGAAAUGUUUCUACAGCAUUCUAGUGAGGUAUACACAAUUUCUGAUUUGGAUAUGGUUGUAUGCGAUGAAGGGCAUAGAUUGAAAAAUUCAAAUAUCAAUACAACAAUGACACUUUGCCAAUUAUGCGCUAGUAGAAGAUUACUGUUAACUGGAACUCCAUUACAAAAUCAUUUGAAUGAAUUAUGGUCAUUGGCUAAUUUCUGUGUACCAGGACGUUUAACAUCAAGUUUGGAGGAGUUUCGUCGUCAAUUUGUCAUUCCAUUAUUGAAUAGUCGUAAAUCACAAUAUCGAAAAAGCACUGAUACUACUCACAAAAUUUGUCAUGAUGAUGUUGACGAUGAUGAUAAUGAUGAUUUUUGGAAUCCUCCUAUUGAUGAUUACAAUGACAUUGAUGACUUAGAAAGUCCAUCGGCAAAAUUAAUUCGAUUGUUAAAUAGCUUUUUCCUACGACGUACAUGUGAAGUUAUUGCACCGAAGUUAACUGAUAAAACUGAACAUAUUGUAUUCUGUCGUCCGAGUAAAUUGCAAACAGAUUUGGAAUUGAUGCUGACACAAUGGAUGAGUAGAGAGUUUAAUAUAAGGCGAGAUGAGUCUGUAAACUUGGAAGAAGAAGAAGAGGAUGAGGAUUUCGAUGAAGCCAUUGAAGAUACUUUCACUUUUCCCUCAUCAUUGUCAUCAAAACGUCAUAAUUUUAUCCUUUCAAUUAUAACAGCUUUUCGAAAACUACACAAUCACCCAUAUUUACUGGAAAGAUAUCUAGUACAAUCAAAUUCAGCACAGAAUCAUGCAGAUAGUCGUUUACCUUCAAAAUUGACUGCAGAUUUACUAGAGUUGUUAAACUCUUCAUAUUCAACUAUAAAAGAUGUUUGUCAUAAGAAUUUGAAUGAUUUCGUUGAAUUAUCAGGAAAGUUCAGUAUUCUUUACAUUAUGCUAAAACGUUUGUUCAUAAACAAUUCAUCUCUAUCAUCAUCAAUCAAUCAAUCACAAUUACACAAACGACCUCGGUUAAAUAAGAAUAACUUGAGUAAUAACAAUAACAAUGUACAUGUGAAAGAUCGUCUUAUCCUAGUAUCUAAUUUUACUCAGACUCUUGAUCUUCUAGAGAAGUUAUGUAAUCUAGUCACUGGGACAUCAUGUCUCAGAUUAGACGGUCAAACAACAAAUAAACAACGUGGUGAAAUUGUUCAAAGAAUUAAUGAUCCAAAAUCUAAUGAUUGCAUAUUACUGCUUAGUUCACGUGCUGGUGGGACUGGACUAAAUUUGAUUGGUGCAAACUAUUUGAUUUUAUUCGAUAUGGACUGGAAUCCAGCAAAUGAUGCACAAGCUAUGGCUCGUAUAUGGCGUCCAGGUCAAUCUAGACCAGUUCGUUUAUAUCGACUGGUAACAGCUGGUGGCAUGGAAGAACGAAUAUUCCAACGACAAGCAGCUAAAUUAGCUUUAACUAGUCAAACACUAGUCAAUACAUCAAUGCAUAAUGGUAAUAUUUUCAAUUUUCUUGAUAAAAAGUCUAAUAAAAACCAUGGAGUCCUUACCCGUGAUGAAUUAAAGGAAUUAUUUCUUCUUCCGAAUACACCAACAAAAUCAUGGACUCACGAUUUAAUUCAAUGUAAUUGUCAAGUAAGAAUAAUUAAUACCCCAAGUCCAUCACUUUCUUCUUCUUGUGAAAGCAACUACCAUGCUGAUCCACUAACCACUGACAAUAACAAUGAAGAUUCAUAUGAUAUAUUAGUAGAAGAUGAUAAGAAAAGUGGGAAAGGAGAAGAAAUGGAAGCAAAUGAAGAUGAUAUUGUUGAUAAUAGUGAUGAUGAAUACUCAAAUAUUAGAAUAUUUCAGUUGGGAUCUAUCAAUUCACUUGUCAACAACAUGAAAUCACCCAAAUCACAAGUUAACUAUCUUAGACAACAGUCAGCGUCAUCAUCAUCAUCAUCGUUAUCAUUAUCAACUGGAUCAUCUUCAAAACUGUCAUCAUCUGAUUCACUUGGAUUUUUGUUGAAUUGGAAACAUUCCCUGUCGCUGGAUCAAAUGAGUCAGUUAAAGGAUCCACUGUUAGUUACAUGUCAAUCAGAUCCUAUGUCAUCUCUUAUAAGUUGUAUAUUUACACUGAAUACAAAGACUUCAUAG
Molecule: messenger RNA, 3102 nt
Organism: Heterobilharzia americana
Lineage: Eukaryota; Metazoa; Platyhelminthes; Trematoda; Strigeidida; Schistosomatidae
Source: the annotation of a GenBank genome assembly